Euleptes europaea (tarantolino) is the source of this 1877-nucleotide messenger RNA. RefSeq names its product solute carrier family 29 member 3 (gene SLC29A3). Gene Ontology annotation, biological process: nucleoside transmembrane transport. The transcript has 7 exons. Gene Ontology annotation, molecular function: nucleoside transmembrane transporter activity. Gene Ontology annotation, cellular component: Golgi apparatus; plasma membrane. NCBI's taxonomy places the organism in Eukaryota, Metazoa, Chordata, Lepidosauria, Squamata, Sphaerodactylidae. Bases 1 to 1866 code for a protein of 621 amino acids. The record is from RefSeq and is a predicted model, not a curated record.
AUGCCGGCACGUCUGGGUCACACUGGAAGUGAUGUCAUCACAAGGCGGCAACCAUCGCACCCCACACGGGGCCUCGUGGCCCCUCAACCCGGCCCUGCCCGGGAGGGAGCAGAGGCGGUUUUAGAGGCGGCUUCCAGCAGGCCGGUGGAGGGCGGAGAGGGCCCACCUACCGACCCACCCACCCCCAGGCCAGGCGGGGAGGGCGGCGCUGCGCUGCGCCGGCCGCCCCUGGAGUGGAGCCGGCGCGCCACGACGCGCACGGGGCGGAGCGGCAGGCGGGGCGCGGGGAGGCUUCGGCGGGGCGCGCGGCGGGCCCAGGCCCGGCUGGUUCUGCCGGCCUCCCAGCGGAUGGGGCGGCGAGCGGAGCCGGCGACAGUAAGUGGCUUCUAUCCGCAGGGGCCCCCUUCGGCGGGCAGCGCGCCCUUGGCCGUGUCUGUUGAUUCGGAGGAUGACGAAAAUGACUACCACAAGAGUGUUAAUUCCUUAUACAAGACAGCAGAUACCGCGGUCCAAGAAGAGGAUCCACUCCUUGAGGAGCCAGCGCAAAAGAGACCCGCUUUGUACAGGCCUAAAGACCACUUCAAUGGCACCUAUAUUAUCUUCUUCCUUCUGGGGACUGGCUCUCUGUUGCCUAUGAACUUCAUCAUGACUGCGAAGCAUUACUGGAUGUAUAAACUUCAAAACUGCUCAGAAGAGCUGUCUCCAGCAGAGCAGAGACCCUCAGAUAUCCGUGACUUCUUUGAAAGCUACAUUUCCGUGGCUUCCACUGUGCCUUCAGUGCUCUGCUUGAUUGGGAACUUCCUGCUGGUCAACAAGGUCUCCGUUCAUGUGCGCAUUCUGUCCUCCUUGGUUGUCACGCUGGCUGUCUUCAUGGUGAUCACAGUGCUGGUGAAAGUGGACACCUCUUCUUGGACGCGUGCAUUUUUCAUAGUCACCUUGACCUGCGUCGCCAUCAUCAGCAGUGCCACCACAGUCUUCAACAGCAGUGUCUUUGGCCUCACGGGGUGUUUCCCCAUGCGGAAUUCCCAAGCAGUGAUUUCAGGUCAGGCCAUGGGAGGAACGGUGAGUGCCGUGGCAUCCGUGGUGGAUCUGGCGUCAGCGUCUGAUGUUACAGACAGUGCUCUGGCCUACUUCUUGAUGGUGGAUGUCUUCAUUGUUCUGUGUAUUGGGAUGUACCUAAUCCUGCCCAAGUUAGAAUAUUCCAGGUUUUAUAUAAAAUGCCACAAAGACAGCACACAGACUGGUGAUAGUUUGAAGGAAGAUGAUUCAACACCUGGUAACACCAGAAGAAUGACACCAAGGACAAACGGUGCAGGAAGCAUGCCACCCUUGUGGGCCAUCCUACAAAAGACUGGCAUGCUGGGCUUCUGUGUCUUCUAUGUCUAUUUCAUCUCUAUCAUCAUUUUCCCUGCUGUCUCCUCCGGCAUAGAGUCUGUCGCUGAGGACUCGGGCAGCUUGUGGACAGAUAAGUACUUCACACCCCUAACUAGCUUUCUUCUGUACAACUUUGCUGACUGGUGCGGGAGACAAAUCACGGCCUGGAUCCAAGUCCCUGGACCCAAGAGCAAGCUGCUGCCCACAAUGGUUUUGCUGAGAACUUUUUUGGUGCCAGUCUUCAUGCUUUGCAACUAUCAGCCUCGGAUGUACAUCACAAAGGUGCUCUUUGCCCAGGAUGUCUACCCAGUGGUCUUCACGGUAUUCCUGGGAUUCAGCAAUGGCUACUUGAGUACAUUGUCCAUCAUCUACGGCCCCAAGGUCACACCUAAAGAACUGUCAGAGUCAGCAGGGGUGCUGAUGAUGGUGUUCAUGCAGUUGGGGCUGGCUAUGGGCGCCGCCUUCUCCGUUCUCGUGGUCCAUUUCAUCUAGAAGAGACGAGU